Wasmannia auropunctata (little fire ant) is the source of this 1457-nucleotide messenger RNA. RefSeq names its product cytochrome P450 4C1-like. Gene Ontology annotation, molecular function: iron ion binding; monooxygenase activity; heme binding. NCBI's taxonomy places the organism in Eukaryota, Metazoa, Arthropoda, Insecta, Hymenoptera, Formicidae. The coding region runs from base 601 to 1284 and encodes 227 amino acids. The record is from RefSeq and is a predicted model, not a curated record. The transcript has 7 exons.
AGAAAGCGAUACGAAUCAACUACUUUAGUCUUUCUAAAUUGAUAGUGACAAUAAAUAAAUAAAUUACAAGGAAUGCGCAGUCUAUACUUAUUACGUUUAUGUAAAAAAAAUUUCAUUUGUGAAUCAAGAUUUGCAAAGAUGGUAGUAACUACAUGAGUAAUUGUUAUCAAAAGUUUAAGAUAAAAAAUUUUAUUUGUGAACCAAUAUUAGUAUAGAUGGUAGUAACUACAUGAGUGUGCAGUCUACAAUAAUAAUUGGAUCUGCAGUUUAUCAUUAGAGUUACUUAUGAUAUAAGUUAUAUCAUUAUAUCAGUUAUAGUUUUUCGAUUGCAGUUACUGAAAUCUCUUUUAUUAGAUUUCUAAUUAAUUUCAAGAAAAUAAUUUGAAAAGUGUAAUAUAAUAAAUGUAUAUAAACAUAAAAUAUAAACCUUCUUUGGAGGAUAAAUAAAAAAUAAAAAUAACUUACAAUUAGAGAAGUAUUUGCUAAUAAGAAGAUUCAGACGACUUCUCAAGAAAAUUCCAUGCUGUAGAUGGCAACUGCCAUUUAUUGAUAGUACUUUAGAAGUCUGCUUUUCUUCGCAGGAGACAUGAUACCGUAGCAAUGAGUCUGAUGUAUACUAUAUUAAUGUUAACUGAGCAUCAGAACGUGCAGGAACGUGUCAGAAAUGAAGUUAAAGCAGCGAUGAAGAAAAACGGAGGAAAGCUUUCUAUAACAGCAUUGAACAAUUUAUUUUAUCUAGAAAGAUGUUUGAAAGAAUCGUUAAGAUUAUAUCCCAGUAUUCCUUUAAUAUCACGAAUCUUAUCAAAAGAUAUAAAAAUGCCAACGCAACACGGACUUAUCCUUCGAUGGAUGACCCCUCGCGGCUUGUCUCCGCGCGUAAAUAUAGUUCUCGCGUUGCUGCGUCAGCGUUAUACCGUGACAAAUAAUCUGGUACCUUCUGGAACAAUAAUGCAGAUUCAUAUCCAUGAUAUUCAUCGAAAUCCCGAUUUUUGGCCAAAUCCAGAUGUAUUCGAUCCAGAUAGAUUUUUGCCUGAAAAAAUUCAAAAACGUCAUCCUUAUUCCUACUUACCGUUUAGUGCAGGACCACGAAAUUGUAUAGGACAACGAUUUGCCAUGUUGGAACUGAAAGCUAUAAUGGCGUCGCUGAUACACAACUUUUAUUUGAAGCCUGUCGAUUAUAUAAAAGAUCUUCGGUUCAUGCAGGAUAUGGUAACUCGCGUUGCACAUCCAAUUCGUGUACGAUUUGUUCCAAUCGAACACUUACAAUCUGAAGUUAACAUAUAAUUUUAUUUGCCAAUAAAAUAAUUCACGCUUUCUAGUAAAGAAAUUUUUAGAUAAAAAUCUUUUAUACACUGUAAAUACAAUUUAAAAAAUUGAAUAAAUUUGUUUAAACAAAUAUUAUAUAAAGAUACGUUUGUUAAAAGGUCGAUAGCAAUUACAUUUGUAUAAUUGUUUAA